AUGAACAAAGUGCUGCGGCCGCUUAGGUUGUUAGCACAUCAACGUCAGUCCUUGAUUUUAUCAGCUUCGCCGAUACUGUUACCAGCGACGCGACAUGACGGCAUUGAGCAGCAUCUGAAUACAGGCGAUGAAGUUGAAGAAAGUCUGAGACCCCAAACAUCUGGAGAUGAGUCUCAAGUCAACAGAAACGAGUCUUCGGCAGACGCUCAAGACUUCACAAAAAGUACACUGAGCCAGAAGGUAGCGGAACCCAUAUUUAUCGAGACAACGUAUGGGCUUCGACUAGAAAUACCCGACGAAGGACAACUGCGGAUGAGGGUCUUGGAAGCCACUGCACAACAUUUAGAAGAUCGAUCGUCAGACUCAAACGACGAUAGACCGGCCGGCCUUCACUAUCGACUAUUUCCAGACUGGCAGACAUCUUAUCUCUGGUACGAUUCGUCACAAAACACAAUGCCUGAUGACGACGAAGGCCCCGAUGUAGACUUGGACGUGAUCAAAGAACGUUAUCCAUCCCUAUCGCCCUACUACGAAACAUGGCGCCAGGUGUACGAGACUGAGUUUGAGAAGCAGGAAUGCCACCUGGGUAGUAGUGCUGAAGUUUUUCCCGAUAGAGAUGAUCGCAUCGUAUGGGACGUGGAGGGCUUCUUACUGGCUUGCUGGCUGGUCCUGCGACCUGAAGUCCGUUCUGUGGAGUAUGCGCCUCGGUCUGCGACAUACGUUGUUGAGAAGAACAACAUCAACAACGUGGCUUUGACGUUUCUUCAGGACCUCGCAGGGGAGAUGGAAAUAACGGAAAAGGUGGGUGGAUGA
Messenger RNA from Dothidotthia symphoricarpi CBS 119687, 813 nucleotides. RefSeq lists its product as uncharacterized. The coding region runs from base 1 to 813 and encodes 270 amino acids. The transcript is spliced from 2 exons. NCBI's taxonomy places the organism in Eukaryota, Fungi, Ascomycota, Dothideomycetes, Pleosporales, Dothidotthiaceae. The record is from RefSeq and is a predicted model, not a curated record.